Messenger RNA from Sorex araneus (European shrew), 6627 nucleotides. It is a transcript of the gene DOCK1, whose product is annotated as dedicator of cytokinesis 1. Bases 49 to 5709 code for a protein of 1886 amino acids. NCBI's taxonomy places the organism in Eukaryota, Metazoa, Chordata, Mammalia, Eulipotyphla, Soricidae. The record is from RefSeq and is a predicted model, not a curated record. Gene Ontology annotation, molecular function: guanyl-nucleotide exchange factor activity; small GTPase binding. Gene Ontology annotation, cellular component: cytoplasm; plasma membrane. Gene Ontology annotation, biological process: cell migration; small GTPase-mediated signal transduction. The transcript has 52 exons.
CCCAGUUCCCCGGCCCGGCCCGGAACAUGGCGGCCUAGGCGCGGCGGCAUGACGCGCUGGGUGCCCACCAAGCGCGAGGAGAAAUACGGCGUGGCGUUUUACAACUAUGACGCCCGGGGAGCCGACGAGCUGUCCCUGCAGAUCGGGGACACCGUGCACAUUCUGGAGACCUACGAGGGCUGGUACCGAGGCUACACCUUACGGAAGAAGUCCAAGAAGGGCAUAUUUCCUGCCUCGUACAUCCACCUCAAGGAUGCCAUCGUGGAAGGCAAAGGGCAACAUGAGACCGUCAUCCCCGGGGACCUCCCACUCAUCCAGGAGGUCACCAGCACCCUCCGAGAGUGGUCCAUCAUCUGGAGGCAGCUCUACGUGCACGACAACCGGGAGAUGUUCCGAAGCGUCCGCCGCAUGAUCUACGAGCUGAUGGAGUGGCGCUCGCAGAUCCUGUCCGGGACCCUGCCUCAGGACGAGCUCAAGGAGCUGAAGAAGAAGGUCACGGCCAAGAUCGACUACGGGAACAGAAUUCUGGACUUGGACCUGGUCGUGAGAGAUGAAGACGGGAACAUCCUGGACCCGGAGCUCACAAGCACCAUCAGCCUCUUCCGGGCGCACGAGAUCGCCUCGAGGCAGGUGGAGGAGAGGCUGCAGGAGGAGAAGUCGCAGAAGCAGAACAUGGACAUCAACCGGCAGGCCAGGUUUGCGGCCACGCCGUCGCUGGCCUUGUUCGUCAACCUCAAGAACGUGGUUUGUAAGAUCGGAGAGGACGCAGAGGUGCUCAUGUCGCUCUACGACCCCGUGGAGUCCAGGUUCAUCAGCGAGAACUACCUGGUGCGCUGGUCCAGCUCGGGCCUGCCCAAGGACAUCGACCGGCUGCACAACCUGCGCGCCGUCUUCACGGACCUCGGCAGCAAAGACCUGAAGCGCGACAAGAUCAGCUUCGUGUGCCAGAUCGUGCGCGUGGGCCGUAUGGAGCUGCGGGAGAGCAACACGCGCAAGCUGACCUCGGGGCUGCGGCGGCCCUUCGGCGUGGCCGUGAUGGACGUCACAGAUAUAAUAAAUGGAAAAGUAGACGACGAAGAUAAGCAGCAUUUCAUUCCCUUCCAGCCGCUCGCGUUGGACGACGCCAUUCGACACAAGCCGCUGAACAUGUCAUCCCGUUUCUCACCCAGGGUGGCAGGGGAGAAUGACUUCCUCCAGACUGUCAUUAACAAAGUCAUUGCUGCCAAGGAAGUCAACCACAAGGGCCAGGGUCUGUGGGUGACCCUGAAAUUGCUCCCUGGGGAUAUCCACCAGGUCAGGAAGGAGUUCCCACACCUGGUGGACAGGACCACGGCCGUGGCCCGCAAGACCGGCUUCCCGGAGAUCAUCAUGCCAGGUGACGUCCGGAACGAUAUCUACGUGACCUUAGUCCAGGGCGACUUCGACAAGGGGAGCAAGACCACGGCCAAGAACGUGGAGGUGACGGUGUCCGUGUACGACGAGGAGGGCAAGCGGCUGGAGCACGUGAUCUUCCCGGGGGCCGGCGACGACGCCAUUUCCGAGUACAAGUCUGUCAUCUACUACCAGGUGAAGCAGCCGCGCUGGUUCGAGACCGUGAAGGUGGCCAUCCCCAUCGAGGACGUGAACCGAAGCCACCUCCGCUUCACCUUCCGCCACCGGUCCUCACAGGACUCCAAGGACAAGUCCGAGAAGAUCUUCGCACUCGCCUUCGUGAAGCUCAUGAGGUACGACGGGACGACGCUCAGAGACGGGGAGCACGACCUCAUCGUCUACAAGGCCGAGGCCAAGAAGCUGGAGGACGCGUCCACCUACCUGAGCCUGCCGUCCACCAAGGCCGAGCUGGAGGAGAAGGGGCACUCGGCCACGGGCAGGGGCCUGCAGAGCCUGGGCAGCUGCGCCAUCAGCAAGGACUCCUUCCAGAUCUCCACGCUCGUGUGCUCCACCAAGCUCACCCAGAACGUGGACCUGCUGGGCCUCCUUAAGUGGCGCUCGAACACCAGCGCCCUGCAGCAGAACCUGCGGCAGCUCAUGAAGGUGGCCGGCGGCGAGGUGGUCAAGUUCCUGCAGGACACGCUGGACGCCCUCUUCAACAUCAUGAUGGAGAACUCGGAGAGCGAGACCUUCGACACGCUGGUGUUCGACGCGCUGGUGUUCAUCAUCGGCCUCAUUGCAGACAGGAAGUUCCAGCACUUCAACCCUGUUCUGGAGACGUACAUCAAGAAGCACUUCAGCGCCACGCUGGCCUACAUGAAGCUGACGAAGGUUCUGCGGAACUACGUGGACAAUGCCGAGAAGCCGGGCGUCGGCGAGCAGCUGCUCAGAGCCGUGGAGUCCCUGGAGUACAUCUUCAAGUUCAUCGUGCGCUCCCGGGUGCUCUUCAACCAACUGUACGAGAACAAAGGGGAGGCCGACUUCGUGGAGUCCCUGCUGCAGCUGUUCCGCUCCAUCAACACCAUGAUGAGCAGCGCCUCGGACCAGACCCUGCGGGUGAAGUGCGCCGCGCUCAAGUACCUGCCCACCAUCGUGAACGACGUGAAGCUGGUGUUCGACCCCAAGGAGCUCAGCAAAAUGUUCACGGACUUCAUCCUCAACGUGCCCAUGGGCCUGCUGACCCUCCAGAAGCUGUACUGCCUGAUCGAGAUCAUCCACAGCGACCUCUUCACCCAGCACGACUGCAGAGAGAUCCUGCUGCCCGUGAUGACCGACCAGCUGAAGUUCCACCUGGAGCGGCAGGAGGACCUGGAGGCCUGCUGCCAGCUGCUGAGCACCAUCCUGGAGGUGCUGUACCGGAAGGACGUGGGCCCGACCCCCCGGCACGUCCAGGUCAUCAUGGAGAAGCUGCUGCGCACGGUGAACAGGACGGUCAUCUCCCUGGGCCGGGACUCGCAGCUCAUCGGAAACUUCGUGGCCUGCAUGACGGCGAUCUUGCGGCAGAUGGAAGAUUAUCAUUACGCCCAUCUGAUCAAGACUUUCGGGAAAAUGAGGACGGACGUGGUGGAUUUCCUCAUGGAGACGUUCAUCAUGUUUAAGAACCUGAUCGGGAAGAACGUGUACCCCUUCGACUGGGUCAUCAUGAACAUGGUGCAGAACAAAGUCUUCCUGCGAGCGAUUAAUCAGUAUGCAGAUAUGCUGAACAAAAAAUUUCUGGAUCAAGCCAAUUUUGAGCUGCAGCUGUGGAACAACUACUUCCACCUGGCCGUGGCCUUCCUCACGCAGGAGUCCCUGCAGCUGGAGAACUUCUCGAGCGCCAAGAGAGCCAAGAUCCUCAACAAGUACGGAGACAUGAGGAGACAGAUCGGUUUCGAGAUCAGAGACAUGUGGUACAACCUCGGUCAGCACAAGAUCAAGUUCAUCCCCGAGAUGGUGGGCCCCAUCCUGGAGAUGACCCUCAUCCCCGAGACGGAGCUGCGCAAAGCCACCAUCCCCAUAUUCUUCGACAUGAUGCAGUGCGAGUUCCACUCCACCCGGAGCUUCCAGAUGUUUGAGAAUGAGAUCAUCACCAAGCUGGACCACGAGGUGGAAGGGGGCCGAGGGGACGAGCAGUACAAGGUGCUGUUUGACAAGAUCCUCCUGGAGCACUGCCGGAAGCACAAGUACCUCGCCAAGACCGGGGAGACCUUCGUGAGGCUGGUGGUGCGGCUCAUGGAGCGGCUGCUGGACUACAGGACCAUCAUGCACGACGAGAACAAGGAGAACCGCAUGAGCUGCACCGUCAACGUGCUGAAUUUCUACAAAGAAAUUGAGAGAGAAGAAAUGUACAUAAGGUACCUGUACAAGCUGUGUGACCUGCACAAGGAGUGCGACAACUACACAGAGGCCGCCUACACCCUGCUGCUGCACGCCAAGCUCCUGAAGUGGUCGGAGGACGUGUGCGCGGCCCACCUCACGCAGCGCGACGGCUACCAGGCCACCACGCAGGGCCAGCUGAAGGAGCAGCUGUACCAGGAGAUCAUCCACUACUUCGACAAGGGCAAGAUGUGGGAAGAGGCCAUCACGCUGGGCAAGGAGCUUGCGGAACAGUACGAGAACGAGCUCUUCGACUACGAGCAGCUCAGCGAGCUCCUGAAGAAGCAGGCGCAGUUCUAUGAGAACAUCGUCCGCGUCAUCCGGCCCCGGCCCGACUACUUCGCCGUCGGCUACUAUGGACAGGGCUUCCCCUCCUUCCUGCGGGGCAAAGUCUUCAUCUACCGCGGGAAGGAGUACGAGCGCCGGGAGGACUUCGAGGCCCGCCUGCUGACUCAGUUUCCCAACGCAGAGAAGAUGAAGACGACGUCUCCGCCCGGCGAGGACAUCAAGAACUCCCCUGGACAGUACAUCCAGUGCUUCACCGUGAAGCCCAAACUCGACUUGCCGCCCAAGUUCCACCGGCCCGUGUCCGAGCAGAUCCUCAGUUUCUACAGGGUGAAUGAGGUCCAGCGCUUUGAAUAUUCCCGGCCAAUCCGCAAGGGGGAGAAAAACCCGGACAACGAAUUUGCGAACAUGUGGCUGGAGAGGACGGUCUACACCACCGCGUACAAGCUCCCCGGCAUCCUGAGGUGGUUUGAAGUCAAAUCGGUUUUCAUGGUGGAGGUCAGCCCCCUGCAGAACGCCAUCGAGACCAUGCAGCUGACCAACGACAAGCUGAAGAGCAUGGUGCAGCAGCACCUGGGGGACCCCAGCCUCCCCAUCAACCCCCUCUCCAUGCUGCUCAACGGCAUCGUGGACCCCGCCGUCAUGGGCGGCUUCGCCAACUACGAGAAGGCCUUCUUCACGGAGCACUACCUGCAGGAGCACCCCGACGCCCUCGAGAACAUCGAGAAGCUCAAGGACCUGAUCGCCUGGCAGAUCCCGCUCCUGGCCGAGGGCAUCCGCAUCCACGGGGACAAGGUCACGGAGGCACUGCGGCCCUUCCACGAGCGCAUGGAGACCUGCUUCCGGCUGCUCAGGGAGAAGGUGGAGAAGCAGUACGGCGUGCGCACCCUGCCGUCCUGCCUGGACGACCGCCGGGGCAGCCGCCCGCACUCCAUGGUCCGCUCCUUCACCAUGCCGUCCUCGUCCCGGCCGCUGUCGGUGGCCUCCGUCUCGUCGCUGUCCUCGGACAGCACUCCGUCCAGGCCCGGCUCCGACGGGUUCGCCCUGGAGCCGCUCCUGCCCAAGAAGAUGCACUCCCGGUCCCAGGACAAGCUGGACAAGGACGAGCCCGAGAAGGACAAGAAGGACAAGAAGAAGGAGAAGAGGAACAGCAAGCACCAGGAGCUGCUGGACAAGGACCUCAAGGCGGCCGACAGCCCCACGCCGCAGUCCGAGGCCGUGAUCCUCUCAGAAACGAUAAGCCCCCUGCGGCCCCAGAGACCCAAGAGCCAAGUGAUCAACGUCAUCGGGAGCGAGAGGCGCUUCUCAGUGUCCCCAUCGUCGCCAACCUCGCAGCAGACGCCCCCUCCAGUCACGCCCAGGGCCAAGCUCAGCUUCAGUCUGCAGUCCAGCUUGGAGCUGAACGGCGUGAGCGGGGCGGACGCGGCCGAGGUGCCCCCACCGCUGCCCCUCAAAGGGAGCGUGGCCGACUACGGGAAUGUGAUGGACAGCCCCGACGGGGCGGGCCCGCCCCUGCCCCCGCCCCCCCCACCGCACCAGAGGCAUCUGCCACCGCCACUGCCCAGCAAAACACCGCCACCUCCCCCGCCAAAGACGACGCGCAAGCAGACGUCCGUGGACUCGGGCAUCGUGCAGUGAGGCCGGGCCGGGCCGUGCGCCCCCUGUCCUGCCCCGCCCUGCCCUGCCCUGCCCUGCCCUGCGCCGGCCUCCUUCAGCCUCCCCCGGGUCCUCCCGCUGGUGCCACCGGCCACGCCGGGCCACCUCCUUGCAGCCACCUGCCCUUACGAGCUGGUUCUGGCCCAGCAGCAAGCUCGGGGAGCAGGGGAUGGGCCCCGCGUGGGCUGGCGUGUUCGUCACGAGGGGCCGGGGGCCGGUGUCCCGGCAGAGAGCGCCCACGUCUUGCCCCAGAGCCCUUCCCUUUUGUGCCAAACAACUCACCAGCAAAGAGCCCAGUGGACUGGACACUCGCCCUGCGUCGAGGUCAGGCCUUCACCCAGGGCUGCGGGGGCGGGAGACAGCCGAGGCCACCCAGCUCGCCUUCCUCGCCCCCCUGGCCACCCGCAGGGCGGCGUCCCCUCGGCCAGCCCCCGGGGGCCGUUGAGCAGGGGCCAUUUCCCAGCUACUGAGCAGUUACUAAUGUCUGGAGAGGAAGCCCACCGGGAAUACUGGACCCGUGGGAGGAUCUCGAGUGGGGGGACGGCGCGGCUGGGGGGUUCCUCCCGUCCCGCUCUGUACAGACGUCUGUAUAUAGGAUGGUCCCGAGCGCCUCCGCGCCUCCCCGCGCCCUGACCCGGCCGCAGGCCCGCGGUGGGCUCCCUUCCCUCGGAACAGCUGGAAAUGUAAAGAAACACAUGCCAGUGUUUGUUGUCAUUUUUCUUUUCAGAACGCCAGCGUCCUGAAAAUGUGGGUGGACAAUGAAUUUCGAGAACUAACUUUGUAUAACCUGAUAUUUUAUUCUACCACCUCUAUUUUUUUAUUCACUGUAAUCAUGAUGCCCUUCUCGUAGGCUCCGAGUUAAUCGUUGACAAUGGAGAAAUAAAGUGGUAUUUAAAGACA